Suillus fuscotomentosus is the source of this 786-nucleotide messenger RNA. RefSeq names its product 39S mitochondrial ribosomal protein L46-domain-containing protein. The transcript has 5 exons. Gene Ontology annotation, molecular function: structural constituent of ribosome. Gene Ontology annotation, cellular component: mitochondrial large ribosomal subunit. The coding region runs from base 1 to 786 and encodes 261 amino acids. Lineage: Eukaryota; Fungi; Basidiomycota; Agaricomycetes; Boletales; Suillaceae. The record is from RefSeq and is a predicted model, not a curated record.
AUGUUCUCGAGAACAGUGUUAUCGUCGUGCAAACGCGCACCCCAAGCACAUGAGGUCGCGCAAGUAGAUGCUGCACUGUCAAAGAAGACUGCACGGCCCAAGGUACACACUGGAAUUAUUCUGAACCGGUCCCCCAUAAUAACCCGAACACCAACGGCCUUCGAGAAAGCUUACUACGCAUACCAAACCCGCAUCCACCGCGCGCUGCACAACCCAUUUCCUUACGAUUUUUAUUUUAAACAGGGUUCACCUCUAGAGUCGCGAUUCAACAUAGAAGAGCGAAGACGCGAGCGCAAGGCCGAGGCUGAAAAGCUUGCCGAGGCUACUAUGCGUGACGAAGAAGAGGCCAUGCCGCGUGUCCAUGAAGCCGACAUUAACUCGGACUUCAAAAACUUGAAUAGACGCGGUCAGCGAAACCUAUAUCUAUUGCUACAAAAGCAGGAGAAUGGGACGGCCGUUUGGAAGUUCCCUCAGGGCAUUGUGGACAGGGGAGAGCUUUUGCACCAUGCGGCGACCCGUGGACUUGAGGUCGAGUGUGGAAACAACAUGGAUACUUGGAUAGUCAGUCGCAAUCCAAUAGGCGUCUUCCACCCUCCAUCACCAGCCAGUACAGGUGGCGCUGAGGAGGAUGUGGUCUUCUUCUAUAAAGCACAUAUCAUGGCUGGUCAAGUCCGCCCAAACCGAACGCAUACACAAGACUUCGCUUGGUUAACCAAGGGUGAGAUCAAGACCCGGGUGGAUGAGGACUACUGGUUAGGCAUCAAAGAUAUAUUGUCGGAUUUUUAA